GAGCAGUUGUCGUAGCCUGAGUCGGCAUAGGUUGAAAAGCCACUCCAGAACCCUUGCAACCACAGCGUCUUCCAGCGUUUCUUCCUUCUCGGGAGAUUUUCCAAGUUCUGCAAGGAGAGGUUUUCCCUUCGAUAGAGUUUUUACGACCAUUUUAGAAGCAGUUUCUUCUUUCGCUUCAACGUUCACAAUCGAUUGCUCAAGCUUCACUGCCAAUUUGAGUGUCUGUGUAGCAGAGGCUUUGGCUGCAACAUUAGUUUUAGCCAGGUCUUAAAUCUUACCUUUGGAUUUGAGCACUGAGACAGCAGUGGGCGUCGCAGUAGCACUUUUGUUAUUGGAGGGUUUCAAUUCAAUUAAAGAUACAUAAUUGGGAUUGUCAGCAGGCUUGGGUGUCGUUGUAGAAGACUCUGGUGGUUUCUUAUGAUGAUUUUGGAGGGGUUUUAGUGGCUGACUUCCUCACCGACAUUUUCUUCAUAGCCCUGAUUUGGGGGUUUCGAAGUCAGCGAGUUCAAUAUCGUUUUAGGGCAUUUCGAAGGAGAAGAAGCCUCCCUCUUUCUCAUAAAAAUCUUGUCUUCAAUCGAUUAAGUAAAAAACUCAUAGGGUAGGUGUUGGGGGUCCUCUAUUUUCAAAGUUCCCAUGAUGGAAACACAUAUGAUUCUUCUCACAUAAGAGCUUCUUGCCACAUAUCAUUGCCUUCUUGCGGUCAUGGGCAGAAGGGAGAGGCCCAAGGAAGGGCUUGGUAUGGGAAAGGAGCAGGUGUUGCCCAUGGCGGUGGUCGUGGCGUAGGGGAAGGAUGGUAAUCAUAGGAAUGGUGGGGAGGAGGGAGGUUGUGUGGAUCUGCGAUGUGGGUUAUGGCUUGGGACAAGGCGCAUCUUAUCAAUUGGGCUCCCGUCGGGAGUUGCAGCGGUGUGUGGCAAUUGGAGCAACUCAUAAGCAAAUGCAUCUUUAACGCCUAUGAAAGAAUAAAUGGAUCUCGGACAGAAAACACAGAGAGAAAGAGAAAAUCAAUUUGAAAAUCAAGGAAAAGACUGAAAUCGAAUAGAGAAAGAGGCGAGUUAUGGGCAAAUGGAGGAGAGGAAGAAGAGGGGUAAAAUUGUCUUUUAGAUUUCAAAAACUAACACUUCUCUCGUAGUGUUGGUUUGGAUGGGUUUAUUUAUAAUAAAUGAAACACUUUACCUAACUUCUAUAUAAGUCGUAACUGUGAGCUACGGCUUACUCUAGCUCCGUCGUCUUCAGUCUUUAACCUGUGAGAAGUUCCUCAGCUUUCCUUCCCUGCUACCUCUGGAGAAUCAGAAGUGGAAGUCUCGAAGAAAGCAUAAAAUGUCGGGGCAAAUUCCUUAUCUUUUUCCUCUUCGUCGCCGGUCUCAUCUCAAGAGUGAGACUGUACGUACCCUUGCUCGUGUCCUUUCUCUCUGUAGUGAUGAAUCUCAAUGUUCGCCUGCAAUUCAGAUAUCUUUAGAGGCUCCAAGGCUUGGUACCGGAGAUGGAAAUUUAGGGUUGGGAAUUCAAAAAGAACUGUGUAAUGAUUUGGUCGAUCCUGGUGGUGAGAAUUCGUCGAUUGAGAGUACUAAAGCGGUUGGGAUCCACAAUGGAACUUCCAGUCAUGAACGAAUAGUGACAACUCAGUUAGACGAUAGAACGAGACCGGAGGGUUAUGCAUAUCUUGGAUGUCGAGAAGUUUCUACACCUUCCAAUAUGUCAGUGGAAAAAGACCUGAUAGCUAAUAGUGAUGUUGCUUCCAUUAAUGAUCAGUCUGAGCAUCUUGUUUCGGAACAAAUUGUUGUAAAGAAAUCAGGUAUAGUGGGUGGAAUAAUGGAGGAUAGGGAACACUCUAAAUUGUCCAGUGAGAAUGCUGGAGUGACUGGUUUUCCAAAAGGAAUUUCUGAACUUGAACAAAUAAUGGCAAGGGAGUCAAACUAUGGAACCAGACUGGAAGGAAAUAAGGAUAUUGCUUGUGGCAAUGAUGCUCACAGUCAUUCAAAUACAAGAAUGGAGAAAGAUUUGGCUGCUGAUAUUGUUGUUUCCUCAAGUGAUAAUGAUUUUAAUAAUUCUCUUAUGGAUCAAAAUGAAGUGGUGGAAACAGGCGAUGUGGCAGGACAGGUCGAAUAUAAAGCUAACUUGGAGUUGUCCAUCAAGAAUAGUGAAAAAUUUGGUGUUGAAGAUGGAGCUUCCACUCCUGAACGAAGGGUAACAGUUGGGUUUGGCCACAGGAGGGCGCUUGAAGGAAAUGGGGAUCUUACUUUUGCUGAUAUUCACAAAGAUACAUAUAUGUCACUGGAGAAAGAUCUGGUUGCAAAUGACGUUGGUGGCUGGAUUGAUAACCAGAAUAAUGACAUUCUUUGUUCAGAACGGCUUGAUGUAGAGGUAUUGCCGCAAGUGCCAGAAGUUGUAGGGAGUGAAUUCUUGAAUUCCAUAAAUAUGUUGGAAAAUGAACUGAUACCUGAAGAGUCAAUGGCAGUCAACAAUGCAAAAGAUGAGGCUUCAUUGGCACAUAUGAUGGAAAAACUAGAACAUGAAAUGCAGCAAAAAGAAUUGGACAUGAAGGAAUCAGCUUCUUAUAAGGUCAUUCCAGAUAAUUCUGUUAGCUUUGUUUCAGAUAGAGAGAUUGAGGAAGGUGAAAUUCCUGAUGAUUCGGGAGUUUCUAACCGUUCAGUUCAUUCGUCCUCUGAAGAUACUGCUGUAGCAGAAAGUAUGGGAGUGGAAGGUCAGAUUUUUUGGGAUGCCAUGAAGAAAGAGAAAUUCUCUGACAACUGCAAAGAUCAUAAUAAAGGAGAAUAUGAAGAUUGUGUUCAAGCAGAGCUCAACAGAAGAAAGAGAAAGGGAAAGGAAGCCAGAUCUGGUAUAUUGGUCAGAAAUGAGAACGAGAAAGGCAAUGCCCCGAAGGAAGACAUUAACUGCCCUAUUGCUCCUACAGAAGGUACACAGUUGCAUGAAGAAAUAUCAGAUAAAAUUGUGACUAAAACUCAUCCAAUGACAUCCAAAAAAAAGCAAGAUGUCGAAGUUUACAAUAAGAAAAGGCGGGGUCCUUCAACUGAGAUGAAGAAAAAGCUGAAGAAGAAAAGGAAGCGAGCUGAAAAGAACAAGCUUCUUGGAGUCAAGAGGUUAAAAUUACAUCCUAUUUUAAAACCGAAACCAGUAAAAUAUUGCGAGCACUAUCUUCGGGGAAGAUGUUGGCAGGGUGAUUUGUGCAACUUUUCACAUGAUACAAUUCCCUUGACAAAAUCAACGCCAUGCACGCAUUUUGCACAUCAAUCAUGCUUGAAAGGGGACGAUUGUCCAUUUGAUCAUGAACUCUCCAAGUACCCUUGUAACAAUUACAUGUCAAAUGGCUCUUGCAUUAGAGGUGAUAAAUGCUUGUUUUCACACAAGAUACUACCUGAGGAAGGUUCCUGUACAUCAUUGAAUGCUGGCAAACCAAAGUUUGAGUCAUCAGCUCUUCAAGAUAACAGAAAUUCGAGGAAGCAAGUGAACAUUGAUGGUAGCUCCGGUUGUACUGUUGACAACUUGUCUAAAAACACAGCUGUAAGGGUGCCAUUCUCCACGGGAACCAUCUCUCAUGGCAAACCAGAGCGGAAAGUGGUCGAGAAGAGAUUAAAGCCACUCGGACAGGUACCUAGAGGAAUAAGAUUUCUAAAAAAUGGAAACACAUCAUUAGAUGAUUCUAAUGGGAAGCAACAUGGUGACUUGCCUUCCAAUGGAGGUAAUGGCACAGUAGUGUGCAACCAGAAAAGCAAAAGUGCACCAGACAAGCAUCAAAACUUGAAUGAGAUGCAGCGGAGGGUGCUACCCGCAGUGCCACCAAAAGGUAUUAGCUUUCUUUCUAUGGGAAAAAUGCCACUAAGUGAUCCAAGUAAGAAACAUGGAGGUGGUUUCCCUCCCAAACAAGAUGCAGUUGAAAUAUGCAAUUGGAAGAACCAAAGUGUAUUAAACAAGCUUCAGAAUCCAAAUCAAACUGCACUGAGGAUGUCAAGACCCCCAGUUUCUAGUGGUCAUUCAAUGACUCCGUUAGCAGAUAGGAAUGAUAAAUCCAUCCAAAGCUCAGCUCAGAAGGCUAUGUCAUCUACAAAGGCAUUUGCAGCGAAGUAUGAGUCUAAAAUGGCGUCAGGACAUUCUUCUUAUCCCCCUGCUUUUUGUGCAGAGGUGAGUAAUGCAUCAAGGAACAACAGUAACUUCAGCACUGGGAAUUCUCAGGAUGAACCAAUGAAAGCUUCUAAGAUUUUGGACGAAUUCUUAUUUGGUGCGGGUGGUAAUGGUGACCAGUAAGGUAAAGAGGACAGUGGAGAAGCUCAUGUAGCUGAUUUGAUUUGGUCUAUCUUGGUGUCAGUGUUGUGAUUUCACACCACCAACACCACCAUACCGAUGCAAAACGGGUUUGAACAAGGAUACCGAUUUGUUAAGUUUGUCUCGAAUUCUUAACCCGUUUUGAAGAAUGACCCGCUUCAACAUUUUGGUGGCGACCCGAAUGUAAUUUGAGGGGUUUUUUCGAGCUAGGGUUUUAGAGCGUAUUUUGCUGUUUGAGUGUAAUCUCUCUUCUACAUAGUGAAGCAUCUUCUUCUCCCAAGGACGUAGCACACCACAUCGGUGUGUGAACUUCAUUAAAUUUUUAUGUUGUGCAGAUCUGUGUCUAUUUAUUUUCGUAUUUGUUGGUGUUGGCCAUAACACGGUUCA
Macadamia integrifolia is the source of this 4665-nucleotide messenger RNA. RefSeq names its product zinc finger CCCH domain-containing protein 7-like. Lineage: Eukaryota; Viridiplantae; Streptophyta; Magnoliopsida; Proteales; Proteaceae. Gene Ontology annotation, molecular function: RNA binding; metal ion binding. The transcript is spliced from 8 exons. The coding region runs from base 1318 to 4260 and encodes 980 amino acids. Gene Ontology annotation, biological process: negative regulation of DNA-templated transcription. The record is from RefSeq and is a predicted model, not a curated record. Gene Ontology annotation, cellular component: nucleus.